Molecule: messenger RNA, 877 nt
Organism: Osmia lignaria (orchard mason bee)
Lineage: Eukaryota; Metazoa; Arthropoda; Insecta; Hymenoptera; Megachilidae
Source: RefSeq, a predicted model, not a curated record
AUGCGCACCCCGCAUCCUACGCCUCUGAACCGCUCCAUACCCUCGCACCCUUUGUCCUCUUUAUCUCCCUCUGUUCUCCUCUCGCGAUCCGCUUAUGGAUGCGCACCAUCAAGCGAUUUAUUGAUAAGGGUAGCAGAAGCACGCAACAAGGACGAUAAAGCAUAUGUGGGUCACAGGGUGAAAGGAUACUUUUGUAUCAUCUUUACGCCCAUUUACAUUCACCCUUGGUCCUUGUGGAAAACAUUUUCGGCCCAAUUACCCGAGCAACACCCUCCGAGGACGUCACGGAGACCGCAGGACUGUUCUACAAUAGAGAUCAGCCGUCUUCCGCAACGACAAUGGUUACCGAUUAGCACCAUCACCGGAGAAAAAGAUAUGCUGAACUUGAAAGGAAUCCUUUAUCAAUAAUUUAUUAUUAUCAACAUGCUGAAACAAUAUUGUGAUUUUCGAUACAAAUUUCUGUUCGUAAUUGUACCUUAUAAAAGGUAUCGUUCCAGAUAAAUACCUUGAUAAUUAGUAACAAUUUUCUAAUAUGGGAACACAAUAACGAACCAUGCUUUAUGGAGAAAUAAACUCAAUUACAAGUUCCGUUAGCUUGUUUACCGACUAAAUUUCCAGCAUAAUUCGUUAACUCAAACUGCAUUUAUGAUAACAGGUGCACUUUAACAAUUUUCUUGGUUCCUUAUAAUCUUAUUAGUCCUAUCGAUAGCUGUAACAAUUUUCCGCUUCCAUGUCCUCGUUACCCCACAUAAAUUGUCUUCGAAAUCUAAUUCUUAUUACCCAAUCGAUUACUUUUUAACUUUUUAACGCGAUGAAAGGUACAAGGCGUUGAAUUUCAAAAACGUUUGUUUAUAAAAUAGCACGAAAUCAUAUAAAA